Dentiscutata erythropus is the source of this 1332-nucleotide messenger RNA. NCBI's taxonomy places the organism in Eukaryota, Fungi, Glomeromycota, Glomeromycetes, Diversisporales, Gigasporaceae. The record is from the annotation of a GenBank genome assembly.
AUGAAAUUUGGGUUUCUUUUUAUAAUCUUUUCCAUAGUUACCAAUCAUAACAUAUGCGCAUACCCUAAUAAUAAGCGACUGCCUACCAUUAAUUUGGUAAAAAGAGUGAGCGUUGAUACUAAUGAUACAAAUGCAAUUACGAUUUGCGAACGUAUGAAGAAAGCGGCCAUAAACAAAUAUUCUAACUAUAGAGAUCUUAAUUCAGCAUCUUCUAAUAUAAUAACUUCUAAUAAUGGAACGUCUUCUAAUGCAACAGCUUCUAAUAAUGGAACAUCUUCAAAUAUAGCAACAGUAUCCAAUACAGCAACUUCUAACAAUAUUUCUGGGAAUGGUCAAUGCACCACGCUUAUAAAAAAUAUGGCGUUAGAUGAAGCAUAUUAUGGAAAAAUGAUUGUUGGUAAUCAAAAAUUUAAUAUGUUUUUAGAUACUGGAUCUUCAAAUUUCUGGAUUCCAAAUAAGAAUUGUACUUCUGCUUCUUGUCAAAAUCAUAAUAAAUAUGAUUCAAGUAAAUCAUCAACUUUUAAACCAGAAGGUAAUCCGUGGUCUAUCUUGUAUGGUACUGGUUCUGCUUCUGGUGUUACCGGAAUAGAUAAUGUUCAAAUUGGACAGAUUACUUGUAAAAAUCAAAUUAUUGGUCUUGCAGAUAAUGAAUCUGAUGAUUUUUUAACAUUAGAAAAUGAUGGAAUUUGUGGACUAGCAUUUGACAGUUUGAACACUAUAAAUAAUGGCGCUCCAACAAUAAUCUCUACUUUAAUUGCACAAAAGAAAAUUAAUCCAAUUUUUAGCUUUCAUUUCAAUCAUUAUUACGUUUAUGAUGAUCAAGGAUCAUUUACUUUAGGUGGUGUUGAUGAAAGUAAAUUUAAUGGAGAAAUUACAUAUAACAAUGUGAUUCCUAAUUUUUUGAUUCCUGAUUAUGGAUUCUGGGCAAUAAAACUAGAUGAUGCAAAGGUUAAUAGUAGUCCACUGUCAUUUUCUGGAAAGAUUGCAGUAAUUGACACUGGCACUACACUUAUGUUAAUACCACCAAAAGAUGCUGCAGCAAUUCAUAGCCAAAUUUCAAAUUUUGAAUACGAUAGUCAAUAUGGUGUCUACAUUAUCCCUUGCGAUACCACUGCUGUUGUUUCUCUUGAAUUUGGAGGCGUUGAUUAUAAAAUUCCAUCCAGAGAUUUAAUUUUUUUACCAAUAUCUAGCACUCAGUGUGUAUCAUCAAUUUUACCUGUAGCUGUUUUCGGUGAUCCUGAUGCCUGGCUCGUCGGCCAAACAUUCAUAAAAAAUGUAUUUUCAGUAUUUGAUGUGGAAAAUAGAAGAGUUGGAUUUGCAAAUAGUAAAUAA